AUUCUUGCCUUCCUCAAAUUGAACAUAUUACCUACUACGGAGUAGAUUCUAAUAUGGGGAGAACCAAAGAUCUUGAUGAUGAUUUGACCUCCGGCCCGACUUGGAAGAGGUUGGAAUGGUAGACCGAAGGUCCAGAACUUUAAUUCAUCCGUUAAUUACGGAGUAUUAUUACAUAUAUAAUUUUAAUUUAUCUAAUUACUGUAAUCCGUAACUACUUUACAUACACCUAUUUCUCAACGCCUCACACGCUUUUCCUUCCUCGUCUUCUCCGUUGACUCGGUGCCGGCGCCCUUGCCGGAGAAUAAUAAGGAGGAUUGGAACAUUCAGUAUAUAAGCCUGAGCAAUCCUGAUCAGUCUUUUCUUUCUGACAACUAAAGGCUGAAGCUGAAAUUCUACGAAAUUUGAUGUAUUCAAUUGUUGAAAAAGAUAAGAGUAUGUCUGAAAACCCAGAUGAGCUGAAUAUGCCUGGAAAUCCAGAUGGGCUGAAUAUCAAAUUUCGAUUGAUCGAUGGAACAGACAUAGGGCCUACAAAAUUCCCCUUGACUGCCAAAGUUGAAGAGUUGAAGGCAGCUCUUCUUGCUCAAUUGCCUCAAGAGAAGCAAAAUCGCCUAAUAAAAGAAAAUGAAGUCAAGUUGAUAAGCGGAGGGAAAAUUUUAGAAAACAGUAAAACAGUGGAUGAUUGCAAGAACCAAUAUGCAAGCUCUGAAGAUGUCACAAUGCAUGUUGUUAUUAACCAAAUACCCCAGGAUAAAGAAGAGAAGGUAACAAAAGACCCAAAACAAAGCAGGUGUCGCUGUGUCAUACUAUGAACUACAUCUCCAACUAGGUGACAAAUUCUUCUGCAACUUGGUAGGAUUUGUUUCCUCUUAAUUGGAAUAUAAAGUUGGUAAGUUAUAGCCUCAUCUCGUAAGCGAAUUGAGGACCUUGCUGAUUAAGGACUGGUAGCAGCAUAGAAGAAGCUGAGGACUUUAUCUCCUAAUGCAACUCAGCCCAAAUGAUUGCUAGUUUUGGGCUUUACUACUAUUAUUAAGGUCUAUAAUUCUCCCACUUUACAAGGCAUGCGAGCAAAUAUUGUCGUGCCUUCCCUUCAAACAAAUAAUUUCAAUGGUUAGGACAUCUGAUGUGUUUACAAAUUUUGCCAUCGAAGGUCAAUUUAUUUCUUCUUUUUAUGUUUGCCUUUUCUUUCAUUUACAGUGAUUGUUUGUCGUCAAGAAGAAGAAACGGAAAUGUUUUAUUUUACAGUGUAAUAACCAACCAUGACAGCUUUGAUGCUUGAUGAAUGUGUGUAUACUUUGAUCUUGUUCCUUCCAACUCAGCA
Messenger RNA from Cuscuta epithymum, 1318 nucleotides. NCBI's taxonomy places the organism in Eukaryota, Viridiplantae, Streptophyta, Magnoliopsida, Solanales, Convolvulaceae. The record is from the annotation of a GenBank genome assembly.